AUGGAGCGGCCGCGUGUGAAUUCCCCACUGAAGACAAAGCUCCAGAUGCAGCCCUCGGCGGCGCGGGGCGGCCGCGGUGCCGCCGGGGGGAGCGGGGGGUGCGGCAACGCCGGGCCGCUCCGUGUGUGUGUGCCCCGCAGGGAGCGGCGCGGCGACGAGCGGGCGGAGGCGGAGGCGGAGGCGGGGCCCGGCGGUGCACACGAGAGCACGCCUUCGGCCCGGGAGCUGGAGGAGCUGGAGCUGCUGAACGCGGCCCUGGAGAAAGCGCUGAGGGUCAGGAAAAGCGUCUGCAGAACGGCCGCGGCGGCACAGCGAGCUGCAGGGGCGAAGCCUGCUAGCAAGGAGCCUGCGAGCAAGGAGCCUGCGAGCAAGGAGCCUGCGAGCAAGGAGCCUGCGAGCAAGGAGCCUGCUAGCAAGGAGCCUGCUAGCAAGGAGCCUGCUAGCAAGGAGCCUGCUAGCAAGGAGCCUGCUAGCAAGGAGCCUGCAGGUGGAGACGUGGGAGAGCUGCAGGUGCCUGCGACCGCCAGAGCCGGCCCUGAGACCGCCUGCCUCCCCUGCGAGGUGAGAGCUGGAAGCGAGGAGCCCACCGCUCCCAGGAAGCCCCCUCGGUACCGGCUCCGAGCCCCGUACAGGACUGACCCAGAUGUGAGGAGAACGCAAAGGAAAGCGUCGGCAGGACGUGUCAGCAGGGCUCCUGGCGCGGCUGGGAAGAGCUCUUCCAAAGCUGUGGCUUCCAAACAAGGGAGGAGCUGCGGGCCGGCGGGCCGUGCCGGCAGCCAGGAGGUCCGUGUGGCCGCAGAGCCCCAAAGAACAGCUGGCUUCCCCAGGUCUGCUCCCAGCGAGCGGCACGGCUUCCCCGCGGGGGAAGGGAGCUCGGGGGCUGUGUGCGGGCAGCAGCUCGGUGCGGGGAAGACGCGUUGUGGUUCCCUCGGGCUGCCCGGCCGAGCCCAGGAGCCCACAGCUGGCGCAGGGAGCACGGCACCGCGGGCAGUCACGCUGCGGGAGCAGGGAUGCCAGCUGGAGCUGCCCCUUCCCUACAGGAAAGCCCACACCAGGAACUCCAGGGCAUGGGAGAAGUGUCGGCUCUGCCACACGAGCGCCGACGCGGCGGCUGCAAGGACGCGUGUUACAGAGAGGAUCCAGAGCACUUUUGAGUUUCGUUCGCCGACGCCGACGCUCAGUCCCGCAGAGAUAGAGGAGGAAUUAAAAGCCCUCCAGGAUGUCCCCUCCCGUCUGAGCCUGUGUGUGGAGGCUGAGUGCGCAGACCAUCCCACUCUUCAAAGAGAGUACGAGAGCCUUCUGACCUUGGAAGGUCUGCAAAGCACAGUCUCCCAGUGCUUGCAUAAGUUGCAGCUUCUACGAGCAGCUGUGGAGUCACAGAGAAGACUGCACCCAGACUGCACCGGGGACCGAGGAAGCUGCUGUGCAGGCUGUGCUCCUGCCGGGGUGCGGGUGUGCAGCAGUGCGGGCACGCUGGCUGCACCUCUCCUCUGGUACUCCAGGCUCCAGGAGCUGAGGGACCUGUUUGCCUUGAAGCUGCAAGUGUCGAUGCUGCGCCAAGAGAUUGCCUUACAAAAGCUCACGAUGACAGAACUGCUGCCUGUGCUGGACUCCAGGCCCUGCCCGGGGGCCUCUGCGGCUCAGCUCUACCGGGCGCUGUACGCGCUGCUCUGCGAGGGAGGCGGGCGCUUCCCCGUGCUGGUGCGGGACGAGCUGACGGACUGAGCUGGUGAGAGCCUCCCCCGGCCGAUCCCAGAAACAGCGACGGUUUUAAGCAAUAAAUCUUUUCGGAUUACUGUUAGUACUUCA
Numida meleagris (helmeted guineafowl) is the source of this 1809-nucleotide messenger RNA. It is a transcript of the gene TEDC2, whose product is annotated as chromosome 13 C16orf59 homolog. NCBI's taxonomy places the organism in Eukaryota, Metazoa, Chordata, Aves, Galliformes, Numididae. The record is from RefSeq and is a predicted model, not a curated record. Bases 1 to 1725 code for a protein of 574 amino acids. The transcript has 9 exons.